AAAACCCGCGUUUUAGAAUGUUAUGGCGGCGAGAAGUAAGAACCAGUGGCAGCUAAACCAGCGAGUUGUGCUCACAGCGUCAGGAACCAGCGGCACACGUACACUACCGUGGAACCUGGACCGCAGCUGCAGCUUCUGGCAGCUUCCGUUCAUUUCGGCCGAAUUUAGCAGGCCAUUUCUAUUAGAAAGGCCAUGCCUCCUCCUCUUCCUCCUCCUCCUCCCUCUCCUUCUCCUCCUCCUCUUCCUCGGGGUAUAUCUCGACUUCGUCACACCUCUCAGCGCCCUCCUUUCCGUCUCCUUGCCGCAGCCUCCAUUACAGUCACAUCUCUCUCACUCACCUCUGUCUCAGUCGCAGCAGCAGCUUCAGCCGUCCAUUAUUGGGGAGGCACUAGCGGCUCCUUCUGCUGCUGCUGUUUCACUCAGGCGAAAGUGGCAGCUGGGAGCAGACUCCUCUGUGCGCCCACCACGCCCACUGAACGGCGAAACCCAGGCGGCAGGAGUGGUGUCUCCUCCGCUGCCGCCCAUCCCUGGGCCCCAACCACCAACUCGCCCUAAGUCGGCCAUCCCCGGUCCCCUGCUACCCUCUCGCCCCAACCCACUCAUUCCCGGCUCCCGCCUCUUCUCUCCAAGCGCUCUUAGGGCGUUUGAGCGCCGAUUCGAGUGCCUCGCAUCGCAGGGCGUGUGGGACUUGGACCCCCUGCCACGCCCCCUGCCCUGGACCCCAAGGGGGGGAUGGUCGGGGGGGGAAUGCGACGUGCGGUGGGCGGGGGAGGAAAUGUGGCGCGAGGAGAGGGCGGGGGAGGAGGAUGGGGAAGGGGAAGCUAGUGGAGAUGAGAUACAAGGAGAGGAGGGUGGUGGGGAGGAGACGAGGGGAGAGGAAAGCGUGGGGGCUUCACGAGAAGGAGAGGCAGCAGAGGGAGAGGAGAGUGGGAAAGAUGGUGGUGUGGGAGGGGAGGAUCAGGUGGUCGCAGGCAAGAUGGGAGACGGAGCAGUGGAAGGACGAAAGGCCCAAGAGCUUGCUGCAACCAGCCGCUUAGAUCAGGAAAUCUUAGAUCAGCCAAUUGCGGAAACAGACGGCUCUGAUGGGGCAGCUUUCGCCUCAGAUAGCCAAGCAGACGCUUCAGCAAUAUCGGAACCAGGAGAGUCGGAAGCACCUGAAGCAUGGGGAGCACCUGAAGAGUUUGGGGACUUAAGCGUGGACGAAGCAGCGACAGGGAGUGUGGGUGAAGAAUUGAGUGAGGGGCAAGGGGUUCUCGUGCCUCCGGAUCUAGACGAGUCAUCACUCGCAGCACCUGAAGCAACUGAAGAAACUGAAGCACCUGAAGAAGCUGCAGCACCUGAAGAAGUUAAAGCACCUGAAGUGAUUAAUACGCCUGAAACACCUGAAUCGCCUGAAGCCAUGGCAGCAUCUGAAUCACCUGACGCCGUAGCAGCAUCUGCAGCACCUGAAGGCAACAAUCUACCUGACGAGCAGACAACACCUGAAGGGAACAAUCUACCUGACGAGCAGACAACACCUGAAGGCAACAAUCUACCUGACGAGCAGACAACACCUGAAGGCAACAAUCUACCUGACGAGCAGACAACACCUGACGGGAACUCUGCGCCUUCAGCACGGCAAGAAGCGUCAUUCCCAAACUUGGCAUUUGAAGCAGCAGACAGAAUAUCCAUCUUCGCACGGCCAGCAGCAGAGUGGAGAGUAAGAGAAACACUUAGGUACCGGUGGCGAGUGAAGCUUAAGUGCGGGGCGUGGGGGGAAUUCGACAGGGCGAGACUGGCCACUGUGCUUGCAGGGAGAACUGUGCUUAUAGUGGGGGAUUCGCUCAGCUCUAUGAUGUUCAGGUCGAUAAGGAAUCACCUGCUGCAGAGACACGUGAGGGAUCAGGGCUUCUCUAGGUACGGUGAAGAGUUUGUAGAGAGGGGGAGAGAAGAGAGGGGGAAGAGGGAGAGUGUGGAGAGGAGACGUGUGGGGAGGGUUGUUGCUCGGGACGAGGUUCUUGCUGUGUGCGAGCAGCGCUUGCAGCACCCGCAGCUGCAGGAGAGGCCAGAUGUGGCGUUCUGUGGCGCUGUUUCCUUGGGCUUUGACCAUGAUGGUACAGGUGGUGAUAGUAGCAGCAGCAGUAGCAGCAGCAGCAGCGGCAGCGGCAGCAGUGGCAGCAGCAGCAGCAGCAGCAGCAGGAGCAGCAGCAGCAGCAGCAGCGGUAGUGCUAACAACAGUCGGCUCAGUAAUACACUGUUCCUUUACCUCCGGGAUGACAUACUCCAUACAAGCUUGGAACCCACUAUAAGAAUCCCCGAGCUUGUCUCCCUCCCGUGGAUCGAUAUCAUUCAGCCACAGAAUGGAGAUGACCCUCAUUCCCACACUUUACUGGGAGGCUACCAACCCGCCUCUAUCCUCAUUCUGAAUCGCGGGGCGCACUAUAAAGAGGACGAAGUGUUCCGAGCGGAGCUGAACGAAACACUUAACAAAGCACGAGCAGCGGUGCCAGAUCUCCUGAUCAUCUACCGCAGCUCGCCACCAGGACACAAAGACUGCGACAUUCUCACAGACCCAUUGGCUGAUCGACAAAACCCGGGCGAUUUACCCUAUCAUUGGGGGGAUUUUGCCCGGCAAAAUGAGAUUGCGAGGGAGUUGGUGAGGGGGGUAGGCGGUGUGUUCUUGGAUGUAGAUUAUAUGACGGCCUUGAGACCUGAUGGCCACAGCUCCCCCCCUGCUGACUGCUUGCAUUACUGCUUGCCAGGACCUCCCGAUGAAUGGACUCGACUCUUGUAUCACAUGCUUUUGGAUUUGCUUUAACAUGGUAUUCUUUAUUCGAUUUAU
This is a messenger RNA of Closterium sp. NIES-67, 2821 nucleotides long. NCBI's taxonomy places the organism in Eukaryota, Viridiplantae, Streptophyta, Zygnematophyceae, Desmidiales, Closteriaceae. The record is from the annotation of a GenBank genome assembly.